GGCUCUGGGAAAGGGUCGGUGGGGAUGGGCCAGUGCCCGAGACCCUCCGCAUCGCCAGCGCCGGGGGUCCCAGGUUUGCACAGCCCCCGGUAUCUGGGCUGGCCGUGCCCCGGCUCCGAGCGCACAGAGACGGAAAUCCCCGGCGGGAGGAGGCGUGGAGAGAGAAAGGAGAACGGCCCCCGGCGGGCAGCUGCCGGCUUGGCUUAGCUCAGCUCAGCUCAGCUCGGCUCAGCUCCGCACGAUGAAGCCGCCAGGUUAUGGAUUUCUGUUACUGCUCCUUCAUCUCCUGAGAGCUGUUAUUGCACUAGAGAAGAAGGACGUCAUCAGUAAACUCGGAGACAACGCUACACUGAGUUGCAUUUAUAACAAAAGAGACUUGCAAUUAAAAAAUCUACGGGUAUAUUGGCAAAUCGCCGAUCAAGUGAAGUGUUCAGUUGUGCAUGCACUGGUCUCUGGUCGAGAUAACUACAGCAAUCAGUGUAUUCACUUUAAAAACAGGACUCAAUUAUUCUGGGACAGAUUGGAAAACGGUGAUUUUUCUCUACUACUACUCAAUGUCAGCCAGAGUGAUAAACAUACAUACAAAUGUAUAGUCCAGGAGAAAAAAGAAUUUCCCAAAGUGGUUCACCAGACAGAAGUGGUUCUCAGUUUAGCAGCUAGUUACAGCCAACCAGUACUCAGUGGACCAAUAAGAAACAGUACUGGAGAGGAGGUGACUUUCAGCUGCAGGUCUGGCAAUGGAUACCCAAAGCCCAAUGUUUACUGGAUAAAUAAAAUGAACAACAGUCUCCUGAACGCAUCAACGCUGGAGAUCAUCUCCCACACUGACGGCACCUACAGCGUUUUCAGCACACUGACGGUGAAAGCCACUUCCAACAUGCAAAUAGAGUGCUCCAUAGAAAAUGAAAUGCUGCAGGAAAAUCUAUCAGCCAACUACACCCAGCAGAAGCAAAGCAAUGGUUCUAGCACAGAAAACCUGGGAAAAAAAGGAAGACUUGCUCAAGCAGCUGGCAUCAUUUGCAUUGUCAUUCUGAUAGGCCUUCUAGUUGUUUUAAUCUGCUGGCUGUGGAGACGGAGGUCCUCCCAUCUGGUGUCCUAUACAGAUGUCCCACCAAAUGAAUACAAAGAAGGACCCAACCCGCCUGCCUAAAUGGGAAGUCUGCCAACAAUUUGGGCAGCUGGAGAUGUGUCAAGAGAAGCAUCACUCCCUGUCUCAAUGGCAGCACUGUUUGUAAUACAAGUGACAGAUUUCUGCCAAGAGAGAUGGCAAAAAAACCCCAAAACAACCGAACCACAAAACCAAAAACAAAACAAAACAAGCUUCUCCAACACAAGAGACAGGAAAUCUGCUGGAUUUUCAUUUCAGCCACUGACUGUGUCCACACAGCAAUUGUGUGACCACUCCAGUUAACCACUUUGGACAGUCCUCUGUGAUUGUCAGUGAUUUGAGUACCUGCACUGAGGAAUGCAGUGAGCCUGGGACUAAACUGCUCUGUGCCAGAGCACUGGAAGUUGGUGACUGUCCAGUCUCUCAUCAUCAUCUUUGAGGAUUUUGCUGGGAGCAGAAACAGCUGCAUUUCAGGAGCAUGGGAAGUUCUUGCUGUGUCACCUCACCCUGAUGACGACUACUGGAUGUGAAGAAAGGCAGCUAAAAUAAAGAAAUAAAACUGAAGGAUUCUGCAAAGUGAGAAUUUUAACUAACCCUUUCCAUGUUUCUCUGUCUACAGUACAUCCUUUUCAUUGUCUGGUUUCACCAGCUGCAUGAUAUUGUGUACAGAACUAGACAGAAUGCUUUGACCCAGGCCUCCAAAACUGAUGGGAUUAAGCACUGAAUGUUUUAACAUAAGAGUGCCUUCUUUAAAUGCACUUGAUAGCAACAUUUUGGUUUUUACCAAAUAUUCCACCGAAAAGGGGAUUUUCACUUUUUACAGGAGUCAGAGCAUACUGUGCAAAAGAACAGGCUGUGGAAUUCUGACCAAUUAAAAAUAGUGCUUUCUGUUAUGUUAAUGUUGGGUUACCUGGACUUACCCUUUUCGGGAUGAAACAAAAACCACGGUCAAGUUCUGCUUGAUUCAACCGAAUCUUUAUUUAAGCACACUCCUGUGGCUUCAGAUCCUCCUUUCAGGGAGGAUUUUAAACUGAAGUUUUUAAACUGUACCUCUGCUUGUAUCUCAUCCCUCCACCUACACAACAACAAAAAAAAAAAAAAGCACCAGAACAAAACAAAACAAAAAAAAGUGCUGUCAGGCUGUUGUCCAUGAAUGUCCAGAAAGCCAAGAACUGCAGUUUCCUUGUGCCAGUGCAUGUGCCUUGCUGUUUCAGCCCCCAAGAGAAACUGGCUGCAGCAAACUUUGCUGAUGGUAUGAGAUUUUGAAAGAGGAGGAAUCUAUAUUAGCUCACUUGCUCAGGUGAGACAGUUUCCCCAUCUUGUCACAGGGGGAUGGAGAUUACAAUUUUAGACUGAGUUCUGGAAGUACUCGGCUUCCCCUGCACUGGUUGCUAGACAAAAAUUGUACCAUUUUUGUGAAUAAGUCACAGCCUUGUUUGCCCUUGUUCUGUGUGUGGGAGGCACUCUGGGGUCAACCGUGAGUUGGGACAUUGAUUUUUCAUAUCAAGAUCAGCUGUCAAGUCCCAGCCAAGUGAAAAUUUUGUUGUCCUGUUCUCCCACCACGUGGAACCAGAAUCAUUUGGCAAUAGUGCAGCAGUUAGCUUUUGUUGAAGCAAUACCCCCAAGGAGGCUCCAAGCUGGAUAGCUGUGCUUCUCUCGCGUCCAGGAGAAGUGUUAGAUAUUUUCUGAGUCCAGAUCUAGUCUUCAGUAAACCAUAAGGGGAACUUGCUUGAAGAAAGCUUGCAGGCACCUUAAAAAUGUGAAUAACACCCGUGCAGAUGUGCAGGAUAACCAUUUCCUAGUGGUUCAGUAAGAAGUCCUGUGGACCUUUCCCUGCUAUCUAUCACAUGAAGUUGUUUUGUGCAGUCUCUUUGGUGCUGCUGUAACUGACAGAAGCCUUUUUCCUAAACAGUUUUACAACUUUUAUAACUUUCAUAUGCUACAACUGCAAGAAGCUGUAAGGGUUCAGAGAUGUAAGAAAUGACCAAGCAGUCACUCCACAAUAUGUUGUUAAACUAAUCUACACUGCUUGGAUUUUCUUACCUCUGUGCUGCUUCAUGGAUACAUCUAAAUGCAAAAGCCUGUUCUUGCAAAAUCUGUGCUUUCAAUUGGUUUGGAGUUCCAGCUAUUUUUAGAGGGUCCCAGUUGUUUGUUACCAUUCAAAGGACGUAGAAGUUUUGUAAUAACAGAGUUUUUGUCUUCAUGUGCCAUGUUUAUAUUUUAAAUAAAAUCCAUUCAUUCUU
Chiroxiphia lanceolata (lance-tailed manakin) is the source of this 3351-nucleotide messenger RNA. RefSeq names its product inducible T cell costimulator ligand (gene ICOSLG). The transcript is spliced from 7 exons. Bases 242 to 1150 code for a protein of 302 amino acids. The record is from RefSeq and is a predicted model, not a curated record. NCBI's taxonomy places the organism in Eukaryota, Metazoa, Chordata, Aves, Passeriformes, Pipridae. Gene Ontology annotation, cellular component: external side of plasma membrane. Gene Ontology annotation, biological process: T cell costimulation; cell surface receptor signaling pathway; immune response.